AUGAGCUUCAAAGGCUUCCAAAAGAGCCUCACCCGGGCUCCGCAACAAUUCAAGCAAAAGUUCAACAUCGGCGAGCACACCAAGGAUGCUGUUUAUAUCGACGCCGAACGACGCUUCCAGGAACUUGAGACCGAGACCAAAAAACUACACGAUGAAUCCAAAAAGUACUUCGAGUCCAUCAAUGGCAUGCUCUCCCACCAGAUUGAGUUCAGCCAAGCCAUGACCGAAGUCUACAAGCCAAUCUCAGGUCGCAUGUCGGACCCUGACUCGAUCAAGUUUGAAGGAAACCCCGAAGGCAUCCGUGCCUGCGAAGAAUACGAAGCCGUUGUCAAGGACCUGCAAGAAACGUUGGCUCCCGAGUUGGAAAUGAUAGAAUCUAGGAUUAUCCGUCCUGCCAACGAGUUGCUCGACGUCAUCAAGGUGAUACGCAAGAGCGCCCUCAAGCGUGAACACAAGCGACUUGACUAUGACCGACAUCGCACGACUCUCAAGAAGCUGCAGGACAAGAAAGAACGCACUGCCAAGGACGAAAAGGCAAUGUGGAAGGCCGAGGGAGAUGUUGAGCUAGCUACGCAGGAGUUUAACUAUUUCAACGACCUCCUCAAGGAUGAGCUUCCAAAGCUGUUCCAGCUCGAGCGCGAGUUCAUCCAGCCCCUGUUCCAGUCGUUCUACUACAUGCAACUCAAUAUUUUUUACACCUUACACGAGAAGAUGCAGAACUGCGAUAUUGGAUACUUCGAUCUGACACUCGAUAUCGAGGACGCUUUCCACGAGAAGCGCGGUGACAUUCAAGAACAAACAGAAGCUUUAUCUAUCUGCAGGUUCAAGACAACUGGCCGUCCACGACCUGUACGAUACGGAGCCAAGCCUGCCCUCGAAGGUCCUAAGCAGCCCGCACUCCUUACACAAGGCGGCGAAGACUCCAAGCCUUCAAGCAGUGCAGUCACCAGCCCGAAGAUUGGUGGCUGGCAGCGCCCGGCCUCGACUGCAAACGACACGGCGGCUCCUCCUCCUUAUACACCCCCAACAGGAGCCAAUGCAGGCCUAGCAGCUAUCGCUGCUGGCAAGAAGAAGCCCCCACCACCCAAGCCUAAGCCCAAGCCUAUGCGCUUGACAGCUCCAGGGGUGGAGACCGUCACGGCUCUCUACGACUACGCCGCGCAAGCCGAGGGAGAUCUAAGCUUCCGAACUGGUGAUGUUAUUGAGAUUGUUACAAGAACGCAGAAUGAAAACGAGUGGUGGGUUGGACGACUGCAAGGCAAAGAGGGCCAGUUCCCAGGCAAUUAUGUUCAACUCAACAGUUGA
This is a messenger RNA of Fusarium poae, 1305 nucleotides long. RefSeq lists its product as uncharacterized. Gene Ontology annotation, biological process: plasma membrane tubulation; endocytosis; actin cortical patch localization. Gene Ontology annotation, cellular component: medial cortex; actin cortical patch; Rvs161p-Rvs167p complex. Gene Ontology annotation, molecular function: lipid binding; protein binding. The transcript is spliced from 3 exons. Lineage: Eukaryota; Fungi; Ascomycota; Sordariomycetes; Hypocreales; Nectriaceae. Bases 1 to 1305 code for a protein of 434 amino acids. The record is from RefSeq and is a predicted model, not a curated record.